AUGAAGCGAGACGGUAAAAGGAGAAGACUCAAGAUCGGGAUUAGACCCCAGCUCAUCAUCCUUGUGGGUUUUUCGUCGCUUUUCUCCCUUCUUAUCCUCGCCUUGGUCGCCGGUGUCUAUUUCCUGGGUAAUUUGGCGUCUUUGCGUGCUGAGAGGUUGGAGGUUAUCGCCCAGAUCAAAAACACUCAAGUCCAGCAGUCCAUCCAGUAUCUAUUCUACCAGACCUACUGGCUAUCCACAAAGGAUGGAGUCAGCGAGCCCUUGCUGAACUACAGAGCGGGCAACAAUUCGAGGGACAUCUUUGGCGAUGCUCAGGUCGCUCUAGAUCUGUUUUUAUCGUCGUCAGAGAUGUUCGCCCUGGCGGCGUUGUACGACUUGAACUCCAACAUCGUGGCAGAAUCACGAAAUAAUAACACAAACGUCUCGUCGGCUCUCGAUUCUGUGCUCUAUGCCUUGGCGGAAAACACAACGUCCGACACAAACCCUCCCAUCACAAAUGCAUACUUCACCGGCCCUCUACCGAAUGACACAUCCACGAAUGCUACAUACUUCAUAGGUAUAACGCUACCGGUGUACUCCAAUACGUCCAUUAUCCUAGAAUCCGCAGCUGUGGCUGGUUACCUUACCGUUAUUGCAAACGCAGAAAUGAUCAAGACCUCCCUACUGUACUAUACACUGCUGGGUGAUAACAAAUACUCAGUCUCCUUGAUCAAGGCCUACUACCAGAACGAAACUGUUGCUGGUAUAGGACGGCACGCGAUUGGUUUCGAGCUACUAUUCCCGGUAGAAGGCGAAACAACCAUGCAAGCUAAUCGAUUCUAUCCGAUAGACUCAUCAGAUGCUGUAAAAGAAGCAAUAGUCAAUCAGCAGGGUGUCGUUCAGAAUGCAAAGUCGCUAGAUAACACUCGUGUUGCAGCGGGAUACGGCACCAUGAACGUCGACGCCCAUAACUAUUGGACUGUGAUGAUAGAACAACGAAGAUCUACUUUCCAAAGUCCAAUGAAAAAGCUUCAGAACAUUAUGAUCGGUGUCGUCAUUGGUAUUGGUGCAUUCAUGUGUCUAAUAACAUUCCCACUUGCAGUUUGGUUCGUGGCCCCGAUCACUCGCCUUAAAAAUGCUACGGAAGCCAUCACAAGAUCAAGAAAAGGCAAGAAGGGUGGCGGUGGUGGCACGGGUGGUUACGGCAGUAAUCCUUACGGCGAUGGUUCAAGUACACACAAUGACGAUGAUGCACCUAUCGACCCUUCGCCUGAUCCAGAAGGCAACAUAGAAAAGGCCCCAAUCUCAAAGAGAAACUCCGUCAAUUCAGUGACAUCUGGAUCUACUGCAUUCUCCACCGGCAUUCGUCUUCCUGAUCGUAUACCUCCAUCCAAAAAGCUCUUCAAAGAUGAGUUGACAGAAUUGUCUGACGCAUUCAAUAUCAUGACUGAGGAACUCGAGAAGCAGUACUCGCAUCUCGAAGACCGUGUGAAGAUGAGAACCAAGGAACUUGAGGCAUCUAAGAUCGAAGCUGAAGCCGCUAACGAGUCUAAAACAAUUUUUAUCGCCAACAUUUCGCAUGAGCUCAGAACACCUCUUAAUGGUAUUUUGGGUAUGACCUCCAUUGCCAUGGACGACAACGAUCCACUGCUGAUUCAUGACUCCCUCAAAUUAAUCCAUAGAUCUGGUGAACUCCUUUUGCAUAUCUUGACAGAACUUUUGACGUAUUCUAAGAACACAUUGAACCGUUCGAAGCUUGAAAAAUCCAACUUCCAGGUUUUGGAGAUCCUUUACCAAAUCAAAUCCAUUUUCGGUAAGCUAGCACUUGACCAACGUGUUAACUUGAACAUCAGCUUACGUCCAAACAUCUUGAGAAAGCUUAUCCUUUACGGAGACUCAAACAGAAUUAUUCAAGUGGUGAUGAAUCUUGUGUCGAACAGUUUGAAGUUUACACCGGUUGAUGGCUCAGUUGAUGUCACAUUUAAACUUUUAGGUGAAUAUGAUCACGAGCGCUCUCAAGCUGUUGAUUAUGAGAGAGUCUACGUUAAGAGGGAUGAAUUUUUGCUGACUCCAAGUGAGAUGCCACCACUUACGAAGCAUCUGUCAACAACAGCAAGUCAGCGUCGUACGUCUCAGACUAGCGCCAACGGUUUCUUUUCGCUUAAAAAAAAUGAGUCGGAAACGAAGCCCACGCAAACUAAGCAAAAAGAUGAUGACGACGCCCAGAGUAUCGUGACGCUUUCCACUGCAGAGUACGAAAAUGCAAUUUUCAACUCACAGUUUAACAAUAACAAGUCAUUACCGGACACGCCUCGAACUCGGCCACUGGUGUCACCUGCUACAUCAGUUAACAGCAGCUCUGGUGAACAACAAAACGGACUGAAAACUCCAAUUGAUGCGAUGGAGAAAUCGUCGCCACUUCAGAAGAGCACCUCUCUGGCUUCGGUCAAGUCUCUCAAAUCCAGCGGUGUUCACGAAGCAGAGGUUGAAAAGUCUGCAUCGACGGAGGAUACAGCUCGAAAGGACAACUCAUCGACUGUUGAGCCAUUUCCAUCCAAUGGCCUUCAGCACACUGCGACUCGAUCAAUGGAUGGUAAUUUGGAGAAGCACGCUAGUAAUCGUGACCUGCACCACAUGUCUGUCACUGGCUUCAUAUCUAACAGUGAGCUUGUCAAGAACGAUAAGAUUUACAGGAUGAGAAAGCUUUACGUCCCACGUUCAUGGGUUCUUCAGAUUGAAGUGAGAGAUACUGGAUCUGGUAUCGAACCAGCAUUGCAAGAGAAGGUGUUUGAGCCAUUUAUUCAGGGCGAUCAAACUCUUUCAAGAAGUUAUGGUGGUACGGGUCUUGGUUUGUCUAUUUGUCGUCAAUUGGCAAAGAUGAUGAAGGGUACUUUGACUUUAAAAUCCACAAUUGGACAAGGAUCGACCUUCACUUUCACGGUACCACUCCCUCAAAAUGGCGAAAUAGUUGUUCCAGAGGAAGAAAUGGAGGAGUUUAGCAACGAUGUCUUCAACCCAGAUUCGAAGGUGAACAAGAAGGUUGCUUUCGAUGUGACCGAAACACCAAGUGAGCCAAAGGACGUUGCUAGUACGCCAGAGAUUUCAGAAUCAUCCCCAAGCAAGGCAACAUUAUCGCCAAGCGGAAAUGGAUCUGUAACUAGUCCCGCAUCUCCUCUGAAGCGCAGCUUACAUAUUAGCCUUCCUCAGAGACACAACAGCCACCUUUCCUCGACAGGAACAGCUGAGCACAGCAAGAGCAAGACCAGUAUUCUUGAUGAUUUGACUCACCUCAGAAUAUUGGUUGCCGAGGACAAUUCAGUCAAUCAAGAGGUCAUAAGAAGAAUGCUUCGUCUUGAAGGAUUUGAGAACAUCACCAUGGCAAGCAAUGGUGUUGAGGCAGUGGAUUGUAUCAAGAACUCUUACGACACUGGCGAGUUUUUCAAUAUUGUUUUUAUGGAUGUGCAGAUGCCCAAGAUGGAUGGUUUGACAGCCACCAAGCUUAUCAGGAACAAUCUCAAGUUCCGCAAACCAAUUAUUGCUCUCACUGCAUUUGCAGAUGAGAGUAACGUGAAGGAGUGUUUGAGUUCCGGCAUGUCUGGCUUCCUCUCCAAGCCUAUCAAGAGAACUAAUUUACGUCAAAUCAUAACUGAGUUCAGCACUGAGGUGUUGAGCGAGAUUGUGACCACACCUGUGACGUACAACGACGAUGACGAACGAAGACUUGCGCUCUAG
Molecule: messenger RNA, 3711 nt
Organism: Candidozyma duobushaemuli
Lineage: Eukaryota; Fungi; Ascomycota; Pichiomycetes; Serinales; Metschnikowiaceae
Gene: SLN1
Product: Sln1p
Exons: 2
Coding region: 1-3711 (1236 amino acids)
Biological process (GO): protein autophosphorylation; phosphorelay signal transduction system
Cellular component (GO): membrane
Molecular function (GO): phosphorelay sensor kinase activity; histidine phosphotransfer kinase activity
Source: RefSeq, a predicted model, not a curated record